Spea bombifrons (plains spadefoot toad) is the source of this 1116-nucleotide messenger RNA. Its product is annotated as izumo sperm-egg fusion protein 1-like. NCBI's taxonomy places the organism in Eukaryota, Metazoa, Chordata, Amphibia, Anura, Pelobatidae. The coding region runs from base 1 to 1116 and encodes 371 amino acids. Gene Ontology annotation, cellular component: acrosomal membrane; plasma membrane. Gene Ontology annotation, biological process: heterotypic cell-cell adhesion; sperm-egg recognition; fusion of sperm to egg plasma membrane involved in single fertilization. The record is from RefSeq and is a predicted model, not a curated record. Gene Ontology annotation, molecular function: protein binding involved in heterotypic cell-cell adhesion; signaling receptor binding. The transcript is spliced from 13 exons.
AUGGGACUUAACUCUUCAUUCCAGGACCGUGCAAGUGAAAUCUGGGUAGGAUGCCGACUCAUGGCACAGUGCACCUGCGUGGAUCAGCAUGUUUCAGGCUGCCUAAAAUGUCAUCAGGACGCUGAAAGAAAGCUUGAGCAGUUUCAAAUAAUUUUGAAAAACAAGCAUGUGGCAGAUUUUAAAAAAGUCCAUGCUUACAUAACCAAGGGAAUAAGUGACAUAACAGAUCACUUUGCAGAUCUUCUACUUGAUAAAUUUGGUAUUUCCCAAUUGGUUGAACAACUUGACAAUCCUGUGCAGACGAUCGGUGCCUCAGUUGCUGAAGGAACUCACUACAUGAACACAAUCGAUGCGAGUUUGAAACACCUUAAAGCAAACUUCAGUGCCAUCUUUAACCAGUUUAUGUCAGAAAGGUACUGUCCUAAUCUGAAAGGGGAUAAAGCAUGUGGCUUGAUGAUCCAAACUCUCACAAGCUGUAAGAACUGUGAAGAGGUAAAGGUACCGUGCAUGGGAGGUCAUAGCCAAUGUAAUGAAAAGAUGGAUAAGUGUUCGCUAUGCUUUUGUACUGCAGACAACAAUAAAUGCAAAGAUGUGCAGAGUGGGAAAUCCUGCAAACCUUGUAGAGGGCGCGAAUCCUGUAUGACCGAAAUACUGAAAUGUGGAGAUCGGACUACAGACGUAAUCAAAGGUCAAGAAGUAAUCUUUGAUUGUAGUUUAAAUUGGCACGUCGAUGUGGGGGAACCAAUCCAGUACGUUUUUAAGAAGGUAGUAAAUCACAAAAGUAAAAUACUGAGCAUCACAGACCAGCCCUUCUUGGAGAAAAAGGAUGUUGACUUUGGUGAUGCGGGAGAAUAUACUUGUACUGCCCAAACGAAGACCAAGACACCGGUCAGCACCCUGUCUUAUAGAGUGAACGUUUCAAAAGGGCCAGGAAUGUCCCCAAACGCGACAGAAACCCCCAUUAAUUUAGACGUGGAGAUUGUUGAACAAGGCAUCUUCCUAAUCGGAAUGAUUGUAUUCGGUUGUUUGAUUAUAAUAUUUUCUGUGGGAAUACGGCUGGACAUGGAUUUAUUUGGGCAGCUAAGUAACAGCAACUUUAUAAGCCUUAACAUGUAA